This is a messenger RNA of Nomia melanderi (Alkali bee), 2155 nucleotides long. Lineage: Eukaryota; Metazoa; Arthropoda; Insecta; Hymenoptera; Halictidae. The record is from RefSeq and is a predicted model, not a curated record.
GUUACGUAUUCACAUGUUUCUUAUAGUAACUUUUAUGUUUGAAGCAAGUUUUAUCAAGGAUUCAACACAUUGACUGAAUUCAUCAGCUUGGUGAACCUCAACCUCUUAAACUCAUGUAGUAGUAUGAAAUAAUGCUUUUAAGGAUUUAUUUUUAAAAACUACGUUUUCUUUAAAACGAAGAAGGAAAAUGUCACCAACGAGAGGAUAUUUACGAGAUUCAAGCGGUGAUUCAGGGUCAGAAUCAGAUAAUCAAUCAGGAUCUUCUCGAUCAAGUCGUAGUGGCACACCAUCUAAUGCAGCAAAUUCUGGUCAUGAAAGGAAUUCUGAUGAUGAAAAUGAAGCUAGAUCAGUAGGUUCAAAUGUUAGUGGAAGGUCUUCUAGAUCAAGUAGCCAAUCUGGAGAAGAAAAAGCUGAUUCUAGACAAAAUUCCAAAAGUCCAUCUCCAACUAGGUCAGGUUCUAGACAUUCAAGUGUUGGAUCUCCACGAAGUGAAAAAUCUGGCUCACAGAGGUCUAGAAGUGGUACUCCAAAAUCAGCUGCAUCUAAUAAUAGUGAUUCGCAAAGAUCAAGAUCAGUUUCUCCACAUGAAAGAAGAUCAGAAAGUCCAAAAUCCGUAGACAAUUUGAAUUCUCCUGGUCCUGAGAGAACUGAACCUACAGAUUCUGAACAGAAACAUGAUAACUCUACAGAAAACAAAGAGGACAACGAAUCUGAAAAGUCUUUGAAAAUAAGAGCAGGUAGUACAAAAUCAAAUGAUAGUGAUGGAGAGGGUAGUCCAGCCCAGAAAGAAGAUAAUAGUGACUCUGCAUCGGAUGCAGAAGAAGCUAUCAAGAGAGUAAAACCACUGAUAGAUUCUGAUUCAGAAAGUGAACCUGCAGAGAAAGAAGCUGUAGCUCCAACAGCAGAUGCUCUUUUUGGAGAUGCUAGUGAUAUUAGUACAGAUGAUGAGAAAGAUAAGGAGGAUGGGAAGAGAGAGAAAAGUCGUAGUAGAAGUAAAAGCAGAAGUAAAAGUAGAAGCAAGAGCAGAAGUAAAAGUAGAAGUAGAAGCAGAAGUAGGAGCAGAAGCAGGAGUCGUGACAGAUCUGAUAGUGGUGGUGAAGGCCCAAGUCAGCCAGUUAUUGAGGAUGAUGUUGAUAAAGAAAAAGAAGAAGAACCUGAACCUCCCCCAGAAACUAGAAUUGAUGUAGAAAUUCCAAAAAUUACAACAGAUUUGGGUCGUGAAAUACACUUUGUAAAGCUCCCAAAUUUCCUUUCGGUAGAAACGCGACCAUUUGAUACGGAAACGUAUGAAGAUGAAAUUGAUGAAGAGGAAACUUUGGAUGAAGAAGGCCGUGCCAGAUUAAAGUUGAAGGUUGAGAAUACUCUUCGUUGGAAAGAAAUCUUUGAUGACCAGGGUAAAGUUGUUAAGGAAAGCAAUGCCAGGUUUGUAAAAUGGUCUGACGGAAGUAUGUCAUUGCAUCUGGGUUCCGAGAUUUUUGAUGUCUACAAACAGCCACUUCAGGGUGAUCACAAUCACCUGUACAUUCGUCAAGGAACUGGUCUCCAAGGUCAAGCAGUUUUUAGAACUAAAUUGACAUUCCGGCCGCAUUCUACAGAAUCCUUCACUCAUAGAAAGAUGACAAUGUCACUUGCGGAUAGAUCACAAAAGACUUCUGGUAUAAAAGUAUUAUCACAAGUAGGAACCAAUCCAGAUCAAAAUAGAUAUGAAAUGAUUAAAAAAGAAGAAGAGAAAUUACGUAUGGCAAUGAGAGUUCAAAGUAAGACGAAAAAGAGUACUACAGGUAGCAGAAAUCCUGCAAGGUCUGUUGGUGGCUAUGGUGGUGAUACUUAUCAUGAUGAUGGUUCUGAUGAUGAAGGUGCCAUUUCUUUGGCAGCAAUUAAAAAUAAAUAUAAGAAGGGAUUGAAUGCUCCUGUAAAAGCAUCGAAUAUAUAUUCGUCGGACGAAGAAGGUUCAGAUUUUGAAGCUCUCAGACCGAAGAAAAAUAUUAAAGGAAAAGUUCUUAAAGAUUCAGAUGAAGAAUCAAAUUCCGUGAGUGGUUCGGAGAGUGGAAGGGAAGAUGACAAUCAAGGCGAUAAUGCUAGCGAUUAGAGAAUUUAGAUUUUUAUUAAGAACAAGGUGUUUUUGUAAUAUAAGCAAAUAAAUUAAUUUCUGAAU